Molecule: messenger RNA, 1431 nt
Organism: Lasiosphaeria miniovina
Lineage: Eukaryota; Fungi; Ascomycota; Sordariomycetes; Sordariales; Lasiosphaeriaceae
Product: aspartic peptidase domain-containing protein
Exons: 6
Coding region: 1-1431 (476 amino acids)
Biological process (GO): proteolysis
Molecular function (GO): aspartic-type endopeptidase activity
Source: RefSeq, a predicted model, not a curated record
AUGGCGCCGUCAACCGCCGUCUUGGCGGCCGCGGGCUGCUUCGCCGUCGCCUCGGCCCUCCACGCGCAGUCCUUCCCCGGCGCCAGCGUCGGCCACGGCUUCAUCUCCAUCCCCGUAUCGGCCGACAGGCGCGCGGCGGUCCUGGCCAAGCGGGACGGGUCCGGCUACUCCGACGUCUCCAUCCAGAACCUCCACAUCUCGGGCUACACCAUCCAGAUCGAGAUCGGCACGCCGCCGCAGACCCUGGACGUGGCCGUCGACACGGGCUCGGUCGAGCUGUGGGUCAACCCCAACUGCGACCGGUCGUCGCUGGCCAAGAACGAGACGGUCAACGGCCAGACGAUCACGUACGGCGACAGCGUGCUGACGGACCCGGCCGAGUGUCGCAAGCGCGGCCGGUACGACGCGUCCAAGUCGUCGACGGUCGGCGACCCCAAGAUACCGAGCCAAUUUAUUGUCUACGGCGGCCAGACGACGGCCAACAUCGACUACGUGUCGGACAAAAUCUCCAUCGGCGGCCUCAGCGUCGACAGCCAGAUCUUCGGCGCCGCCACAGACUCCAACCAGACGGGCAUCGGCAUCAUGGGCUUCGGCCCCGCCCGCGGCGGCUAUAACAACUCGGGCACCUACCCGCUGUUCCUGACCCAACUGGCCAAGAGUGGCGCCAUCGCGAGCCCCGCCUUCAGCCUCGACCUGCGCGACCUGGACAACGCGACCGGGUCCAUCGUCUUUGGCGGUGUUGACAAGAAGAAGUACAUGGGCGCGCUGGCCACGAUCCCCUUCCAGACCGUGUCGAGGAAGUACUCCAACAGCGACAGCACGUACGAGGAGCACAGCUACUACCUAACCGUCAAAUCCAUGACCCUGGUGCGGCCUGACGGCUCGACCAAGGGCUACGACAUCGGCGGCAGCUUCCUGACGUCGCUCGACUGCGGGUCGGCCAACAACUUGCUGCCAGUCGGCGUGGCGAGCGCCAUCUGCAGCGACCUCAACGGCACGGUGACCGACUCGGUGGGCUCGUGCAGCGUCGACUGCGCAGCGCGCCAGCGCCCCGGCGGCGUCACCUUCGGCCUCGACGGCAAGGACAUCCUGCUGUCGUACGAGAACAUGAUCGAGGAGUUCGCCGGCUCCAACGGCCAACCCUCGACGUGCGUCGUGCGGAACAGUGAUAAUGUCGCGUUUGUGAAUCCGUUUACCGGGAUUCUGGGAGCGCCCUUCCUGCGGUCCUCGUAUGCCGUCUUCGACUGGGGCAACAGCAACCUGCACAUCGCCCAGGCCGCCGACUGCGGUACCAACAUCGUCGCCAUCGGCAACGGCACCAACUCGGUUCCGUCGGGCAACUCGGACUGCACGUCACCGGCCGCCAGGUUUGUUGCCAAGUUCGGUCUGGCCCUUGGCGUGGCUGUGCUCAGCGGCUUUGCGCUCCUCUAA